GAAACGUAGGAUGCAGUGCUACCGACAUUCAUUAAAAUAUCGAAUGACAAAAUAAUAAAAAAAAAAGUAGCUUGUUUGUUUUUCCAUAGUGUUUGUCGAUAGGAGGAGCCAUGAACGCCUCUCCAGGUCAUUAAACUUCGAGUGUCUAUCAUCGGACAUGACAUCAAACUCACUCCGAGGGUGUUUUCCGCAUUCAGGGUCGGACUGAACCGCAGCGACGACGCAGAUACGAAGGGUCUUCAUUUCCUCCGGAGCACAACAGUGACUCAUAGCAGGACAGAAAGCCGCUUAAUGGGAACACCUGAGCUGAGAGCAGCGCGUUCGCAACAGGAGAGGACGCUCCAUCACCGCUUCACAGUGUCACGGACCGCAGACUGCUGCACGUACUUCACUGUCCAUGCUUCAGCUUAGAAAACCUUCAGUUACGAUUCACAGGAGAUACAUUUCAUGGUAAUUUAACUCUCUAACCAGCGUCCAGGACGAUGAACGGUUAGUCUUUUUGAAGGUGCAGCAUUUUGAUGUUGACGGUGAAAUAGCCAAAGUUUCUCUACCAAAGAACUGGAGAGAUCCAGGCGAAUCAACAUGGCAGUGUUCAAACCUGAAAAUGUGGAAGACUUCUAUGAGAUUGGAGAAAUUCUCGGAAGUGGGCACUUUGGUCAGGUCCGUCUGGUCUGUGAGCGGUCUUCGCGGACAAAUUACGCAGGCAAGUUCGUGAAGAUAAGGAAGAGCGCGUGCAGCCGUUUAGGACAGGACAGAGGCAGCCUGGAGAGGGAGGUCGAGAUCCUGCACCUGCUGCAACAUCCGAAUAUUAUCUUCCUCAAAGAUGUUUUUGAGUGCCGAGCCGAACUGGUGCUCAUUCUGGAGUUUGUAAGUGGAGGGGAGCUGUUUGACUUCAUUGCCGAGAAGGAGGUGCUACUGGAGAGUGAAGCGAUUACAUUUAUGAAACAGAUCCUGGAGGGACUGAGAUUCAUGCACGGCAAAAACAUUGCUCAUUUUGACCUCAAGCCAGAAAACAUUAUGUUGUCAGACAAAUCGGCACCAAACCCCACCAUCAAACUCAUCGACUUCGGCCUGGCCCAUCGUUUUCUUCCAGAUGAGGAAUACAAAUGCUCCAGUGGAACACCACAGUACCUUGCCCCCGAGGUGAUCAACUCUGAACCUUUGACCACAGCGGCCGACAUGUGGAGCAUCGGCGUUAUCACUUAUAUACUAAUAAGUGGUUUGUCGCCAUUCCAGGGUGACAACGAUGAUGAGACUCUGUUGAACGUCCUGGCCACCAAAUAUGAAUUUUAUGAUCAGUAUUUCAGCAACACCAGCUCCAUGGCAAAAGGUUUCAUCGACAGACUUUUGGUCAAAGAUUCCAAUGAAAGGAUGACAGCUGAAGACUGUCUGCAUCAUCCCUGGAUUAAGCCCAUCACACGUAAACAGAUGGCCAGACGGAAUCGAUCUUCGAUCAAUAUGAAGAGCUUCAAGAGGUUCAACGCCAGAAGGAAGUGGAAGAUGUCCUAUAACAUGGUGCGAAUGUGUAACCGCCUGUUCCAGGCGUGCAAAGGCAGAUCCGAUUCCGAUUCACUACAGAGACAGUGUGAAAGUGAUGUCGAGGACACGGAGACAAAGCCAGCCUCUCUCUUGCGGCGAAGGCUAAGCAGCAGUUCAUAGAGCGGCGUGAGGUGAGAGACUGGUCAGGACUCCUUUACACGUUCAGAAGGUUCAAGUGGACAGACUGGGAUGAUGCCCAAAGGGGAUUAUCGGUAAAUUUUUGUGUUGGUCAACUUAUAAAUUUGAAAGAUUUUUAAAACCUUUUAAUGCUGUGUGAAGUGAUCAACCUGAUGCUAGGUCAGAGGUUCCCAAAAUGGGGGGUGGGGAAGGGUCAAGUGCCAAUGCAGGGGGGGCGUGGAGGGAAAGAAGAAAUGAGACGUACCGCAGCAUAUUGUCCAAUGUUGUAAAUGUAAACCAAGAGACAAAAAAAAGGCGGUGUAAAAAUAAUAUCUGAUAAUAAUAUCAGAUUACACACAAAAGCUCGCUUCUGCCAACUGACAAAAGUUAAUUUUAUGCUAUCAUUGCUAACAAGUUAGCAAGUUUAAAUUUGUGAACUUAACGAUUCUGAAAACAAAAUAUUUGUGUGGAGUCCUCCUGGGGCGGGUGAAAAUGUUCUCAUGAACCAAAGGGAGACCCAGCAGAGAACAUUUGGGAACCACUACACUAGGUUUGUUUCUUUUGUUUAAAUAUAAACACUGCCAGGACUCGGUGUCGGCAGUGAGGCUCAUCUGAUGAGUAUUUUUUUUUUUGCAGGGGAAAAAAAAAAACUUUAGAAAAUAAACCUAUGGGAUGUGUGGACCUUGUUACUGAGACUAUUUUAUAACAAUUUGCACAGAAACAACAAUAACUUUAUUUCUUGAGAAGGCCAGGAGAGAAUAUCUGACGUCCAAGUCUUCCAUUUGUAUGACAUUAUUGUUUGUGUUCAACAUCUGCCAAAUACAAACACUUGUAAUAGGUUAUAUUACAUUUAGUGUAUGCAUGUAACGUGUGUCAGUUUAACUGUUAGUCAAACUUUAUGCAAAAUAAUUUCUUUUUUUAAAAUAGGAAACCUGUGUCCUACUUUUUAAUUUUCACAAUUGUGUCUCUUAAGUGUGAAUAUUGUCUUCAAAUAUUGUAACGAUGAGUGACUUUGAUACUGUAAUCCAAGGGUCCCCAAUUCCUGGGCCGCGGACCGGCGCCGGUCCGUGGGUCAAUUGUUUCCGGGCCGCACAGAAAGAAUGCAUAACUUACAUUAUUUCCGUUUAAUUUAUUAACAAAAAAAGUCAACAAACAAACAAACUUCUUCAGAGGGGUUUUUAAGGGAGCCAAUGAGGAGAUAGAAGAAGAGAAUAUGUCUUCAAAGAAAAUAUAAUACUGUUAAAUUUGUACUUUUAGAUUCAUCACGAUUAAUUGCUUAUGAUUACUCAUAAUUAGUCUAGGUAAAUUGUGAUUCCUAAAUAUGACAAAAACCUUUUGUGCUAAUCCAAAUUGUGGAAUUAUUCAUAUGAAGACAAUUAUAUAUUAUUAUAAAUUAUACAAUUGUACCUCAAAUCCGACCAAAAAUAUUUAAUAACUAAGUACUUUAUUUUCUUAGUGUUGGCGGAUUUUAGUCAUUGCGGUACAUCUUGCCGUUGACUUUCAGAACGUGCUGAGAGUUGCUUUCGAAAGUUCGGUGAAUGUCGUCCGUCAGCUAGUCAGUCGUAAACUUAUUUACCACUCUACGUUUGAUGAGGCUAGUCUGAUGUGUCUGACCAGAAGUUGGGUUGGUUUUGGUGUAUGGGGGCGGGGGCCCACUUGAAAAUCUUGCUUAGGGCUCUCAUUUGGCUAGGUGCGGCCCCUGGUGUGCGUUAUUCUGCCCGUGUAUACAAAUGCGUCAUAAAUGUACACAAAUGAUUGAUCUUGAAUUAUUGAUGUUUGCACAAAAACGCUGACCUCUAGUGUCUAACAGAUGCUGCAUUUGUACACCGGCUGUACUUGAUAACGUUAAAAAAA
Messenger RNA from Cynoglossus semilaevis (tongue sole), 3510 nucleotides. Its product is annotated as death-associated protein kinase 2. Gene Ontology annotation, biological process: intracellular signal transduction; positive regulation of apoptotic process; protein phosphorylation. Lineage: Eukaryota; Metazoa; Chordata; Actinopteri; Pleuronectiformes; Cynoglossidae. The record is from RefSeq and is a predicted model, not a curated record. Gene Ontology annotation, cellular component: cytoplasm; nucleus. The transcript has 13 exons. Gene Ontology annotation, molecular function: protein serine/threonine kinase activity; ATP binding. Bases 583 to 1659 code for a protein of 358 amino acids.